This is a messenger RNA of Symbiodinium sp. CCMP2592, 1701 nucleotides long. Lineage: Eukaryota; Dinophyceae; Suessiales; Symbiodiniaceae. The record is from the annotation of a GenBank genome assembly.
AUGCUGCGACGAGCCGAAGCCGAUCGGGAUGAGUCGGAAGAAGACCAUCUAUCUGCAGAUCGAUUGCCCCAGGAUGCAAGCAAACUCGGCGUCGGCGGCUACACUUCGCUUUCCUCCAUGCUCGGGGCCAUGUCCUCUUUCUUUGGGCUGGACAAAAACGGCUUAGCCACGAAGCAGGAAGACUCGAAAGAAGAGUCGGAUGGGAAGGCCAUGCGCAAGGUGGCCUUUGCCGAGGGGGAUGUUGUGGAUGUUUGGAACUACGAUGCCAGUGCUUGGGAUGUCGGUGCUGUUGUGAGCCAAGUGCUCCAUGAGCCACUAUCGCUGGGUGGUUCGAGUCUUCCAGCUGGAUCGAUCCUGAUCUCCCUCAACGGUGCGCUGAGGUGGCUCACCCCGGAUUUGAUCAGCUUGGUCGUUCGACGUUCGGAUGGUGUGCAAGCGGCUGCCUCCUGUGAUUCGGAUGGCUCAACUCCUAAGCAGAUCGUGGACACUGCUUCCACUGAUGCAUCGCAGCCGGAUGACGAAGACUUGGUGCACAAGUCACUGUCAACAUCGACAGCGGCAAGCGGAAGACAGCCAGAUGUCGCAGCAGAUGCUCCACCGGCCAGUCCUGUGAAUGCCAGUGGUCCAAAGCCCUCGCCCUCGCAGAGUGGCGAUGCCGACUUGGAUGAGGACCAAACCCAAACUCCCGUGACUCCAGCCACAAGCACAGGCUCGCAAGCCUCUGUGAAGGCUGGGCUUUUGCCCACUCCACAGGCCACCGUGAUCGCAACCCUCAAGGUUCCGGAUGCCAUGGGCCCAAGCACUGAAUUCGACGGCACGCCGGUCUCCAGCCGACACAGCUCCCCACCAGCUAGUCCGAGAACAAAGGACCAUAAGCCUACUCUCGAGGCGCCACCGGACUAUGAACGGAGCAAGCAGCGUGUCCUUGUCGUUGGCCCUGGUUUCGGUCGUGAGCUGAAUCCGCAGCAAGGCCAACUUCUGGAAUCAGCGGGCUUCCAGGUACGUUGGGUCUUCGACUUGCCGAAUCCGGAGUCGCCUUCCUUUCCGAUCCUGCAUUACUUGCCGGUGCUCAAGCAAGCCAUUGACGAGUUCGCUCCGCACUUGCUCGUUUGCGCCUCCAAAGGUGGCGCCUACGUCACUGCGGUCUGGCAGGCAGGUCUUUGGACCGGACCGACCUUAAUCAUCAACAGGCAUCCUACAUUGACCAGUCUACCCAAAGGCAGCAGAGUAGUAUUGGCACACGGCUCCAAUGAUGAAUAUUAUCAGUACAGAAGAGAAGACCUUGAAGCGCUGAUGCGCUCAGGAUCCAGCAACACCUGCUUCUUGUACUACACUGCAAACAGUGGAGUUCUUGGACGAGGGCAUACUCGCCUAGGCGACAAGCACAACAUGGAGUCGUUGAAGCUCUGGGACACCCUGCCCCGUCUUUGUGACGCUGCCAUGGCUCCAGAGUGCCCCGAGCUGACUAUCAUGAGAUCCUGGCGAUCUAUGUUGGCACAGGAGCGACUGGAUGCAGAGGAGUGGCUUGGCUACGUACCUGGCCUGCGGACGCUGUGGCAGUCGGAGGACCAGAAAGGCAUGGAUGAUCAGAUACUGUUCGAGGUUAACAGCGACUCCGAAGAGUAUGAGAAGGUUGCCAGUAUCUUCAGGGCACAGCCUGCAGUAUCGCGAGCCUACGCAGACUCUCAGCCGCAGGUUUGA